AUGAAGAAGCUACAUAAAUGUGUGUUUGGUGAAACAGAAGAAACAGAGGCCGUGUCAGUGAAGACGGGAGAGUCUGUCACCCUACACACCAGUCUGUCUGAAAUACACCAAGAUGACAAGGUAGAAUGGAGGUUUGGCGCUAUCUUCAUUGCUGAAAUCAACAGACAAAACAAAAACAUUACAGUUGACGAUGUCCUUAAAGAGAGAUUCGGAAACAGACUGAAGCUGGAGCAUCAGACUGGAGAUCUGACCAUCACAAAUAUCAAAACCACAGACUCUGGACUUUAUGAAGUAGCUGUUUCCAACACCAAGACCUUUAAGAAGACAUUCAAUUUCAAUGCUCUGCCUGCUGCUGAAAUCCAGCCUGUUUCAGUGAUUGAGGGAGACUCAGUCACUUUACACACUGAUGUCCCUGACAUACAGAUUUAUGAUAUGAUAUGGUGGAGGCUUGAGCAUAAGAACGACUCUAUAGUUGAAAUCAACAGAACGGCUGGAAUCUUCUCCACAUCUGAUGGUGCUGAUGAAAGAUUUGGACACAAACUGCAGGUGGAAUAUUGGACUGGAUCCCUGACCAUCACAAAUAUUGAAACCAGACACUCUGGACUUUAUGAAGUGUCCAUCAGGAACAGCAGACACACAAUACUCAAGACAUACACUGUAACUGUCAGCGGUGAAUUGGAGUAUGUGUCAGUGACUGCGGGAGAAUCCGUCAUAAUGAAGACUGGUUUUACAAAUAUACAGAUAUAUGAUUUUAUAGUGUGGAUGUUUACCGACACUGUCAUCGCUGAAAUCUAUAAAACAGCCCAACAGUUCAAUGUACGUGAGGUGGCGGAUGAACGAUUUAAAGGCAGACUGAACCUGGAUCAUCAGUCUGGAUCUCUGACCAUCAUAAACUCCAAAACCGCAGACUCUGGAGAGUAUGAACUGAAGAUCAGCAGCAGCAGACACUCCAUACACAAGAAGUUCACUGUUACUGUCAACCUUUUUUCGGCAGCUGCCAUAGCAGGAAUAUCAUAUGGUGCUGUUCAUGCGUUUGGAUUUGUAGGUGCGGUUGUGGCAGCAUGUUUCUUCCUUAUCCAUCAACCAAAAACAAAAAAAUUGUCAGUAUCAGUGCUGGUGGGAGACGAUGCCAAUCUAAACACUGAUGAUACUGAUGUUCAGAGAGAUGAUUGGUUACAGUGGAGGUUUGCUAUGGAAAAAAAACGUAGCACACGUAUUGCAGAAAUCUUUGAAGGGAUCGGAAAGACAUUUUAUGGUGAUGAUGGGCAAUUCAGAGACAGACUGAAGCUGGAUCUUCAAACUGGAUCUCUGAGCAUCAUGAACACAAGAAUUACAGACGCUGGAGUUUAUAAACUGAGAAUCGAGCACCUUGGGAAAACCUCCAUAAAGAAAUUCCGCGUUUUUGUGUCUUGUGAGUAA
Danio aesculapii is the source of this 1419-nucleotide messenger RNA. RefSeq lists its product as uncharacterized. Lineage: Eukaryota; Metazoa; Chordata; Actinopteri; Cypriniformes; Danionidae. The record is from RefSeq and is a predicted model, not a curated record. The coding region runs from base 1 to 1419 and encodes 472 amino acids. The transcript is spliced from 6 exons.